CACCUCCUCCACUCGCGAUAGCUGCUCGCCUCAGAAGCCUCCAUAUUGUGAGACGGUAUUUUGUUUCUCCUGGAGGAGAAAAGAGGAGAAAAGAAGAAAAAAGCAGCGGAGUCGAGACGAUAGCGAGGCGCUGUCACAAGUAUCUCCGAGCCUCUCCACCGGCGGGGGGUCGUGGGGCUGUAUCCCCCCCAGUAGAGGACCGAGGAGGCCCAGGCCUCGGUGCGGCCAGAGCUCCGGGUCCGCGGCAGGGCUUCCCCCGCUCGGCUUCUCUUCCUGCUGGAGACCCGCUGGCCCGGGGAGCGGCGGCGGUAGGAGACGAUGAUGAUGCUGGAGGAGUGCUGUGUCCAGCGGUGACCCCUAGCUGACCCCACCGGCCCCGCCCCUGGAGCGAGCGGUCCUGCCCUGCCUCUAGACGAAUGGCCCAGGGAAGCCAGCAGAUAGACACUCAGGUUUUACACGAGCUGCGGCAGAAGUACCCGGAGGUCCCCGAGGGCGUGGUGUCCCAGUGCGCCCUGCAGCCGCUCUCUGUGUCCGUCCAGAACAACAACAACGUGGACGCCUGCUGCGCCUACCUGUCCCAGGUGAGCCCCGCCUACCUGUACAGCGAGGAGACCGAGAGCCUAUCGGACGCCAGCAUCUCCGGGCUCCGGAAGCACAUGACCAAGCUGAGCCUGGGUCUGACCACCCCGGCUCCCAGCGCCGCCCCCCCGGGGCCCAGGAUGAACGGCAGCCGGACGCUGACCCACAGCCUGGGGGACGGGCCCCUGCAGACCCCCGCCGCCCCCGCCCCCGACUUCUACCAGCAGGGGGCGCAGGGGCCCCCCCGCCCGGCGGCGUGCGGCUCGAUGGACGCCCCCCAGCGCAAGCCCCAGCCCCCGCAGCACCUGGGGCUGUACCCGGCCAAGGGGCCCCAGGGCGGCCCGCCCCCCCGCUUCAACCCCAUCACCGUCACCCUGGCCCCCAAGACGGGCCGCAACACCCCCACCUCGCUGCACAUCCACGGGGGGCCGCAGGCGGGCAUGGGCAGCCCCCAGGGCAACGCCAUCUACAUCCGGCCCUACGUCAGCCAGACGGGGGUCCACCGGGGCCCCCAGCCCGGCCCCGCCCGCGCCCAGUACAGCCCCACCUCCCAGCCCCCCCAGAUGUACCAGAUCAACCCCCACCCGCCCUGCCCGGCGGGGGCGUGGCCCGGCCUCCCCCACGCCUCCUCCUCGCAUACCUCGCAGCACCAGGGCCCCCACCAGGGCCCCCACCAGGGCCCCCACCAGACCUCCCACGUCUACAUGCCCAUCAGCUCCCCCACCACCCCCCAGGCGCCCUCCUCCCUCCUGCAGGCCCCCGCCGGCCCCCAGCCGCCCCCCUCCUUCAGCCAGUACAACAUCCAGAACAUCUCGACCGGCCCCCGCAAGAACCAGAUCGAGAUCAAGCUGGAGUCGCCCCAGCGGAGCUCCAGCAGCGCCCUGCUGCGGGCCUCCGGCGGCCCGCGCCCCAGCGCCUCCUCCAACUCCUGCCCGGCCUCGUCCUCGUCCUCGGGCCCCUCCCACAGCGCGCCGCUGGCCGUCGGGGGGCUGAGCCGCAGCCAGCCCACCGUCUACAUCUCGGCCAGCCCCCCCGCCGCGCACCACCCGCCCUCCGCCCUCGGCGAGGACGGCCCCCCGAUGGCCGCGGCCGUGCCCCCCCCCCGCGGCGCCCCCAAGUUCUACAUCUCGGCCGGCGCGGAGGACGGCGGCGGCGGCCGCAACCCGCCCACGGUCUACAUCUCGGCCAACGCCCCCAUGCAGGGCUCGGGGUCGGGGGCGCGGGCCAUGGGGGGCGGGCUCAGCAUGGGCCCCGCCUACAUCCACCACCACCCGCCCAAGUCCCGCGUCGGGCACGCGGGGGGGGCGGCGGGCGGCGGGCUGGGGGCCUCGUCCCCCCGGGUGGUGGUCACCCAGCCCAACACCAAGUACACUUUCAAGAUCACGGUGUCGCCCAACAAGCCCCCCGCGGUCUCCCCCGGCGUGGUGUCCCCCACCUUCGAGACGGCCAACCUGCUGCCACUCCCGGACCACCACUUCAGCGAGGCGGAGCCCCCGCCGCAGCCAGACCCCCAGGGCCGGGACCCCCAGGGCCGGGACCGGCCCAGCGAGCACCGCCGGCUCAGCGCCGGCUCGGACGACGCGGCCUACACACAAGCCCUGCUGGUGCACCAGAAGGCCCGUAUGGAGCGUCUGUGGAGGGAGCUGGAGGUGAAGAGGCAGCGGCUGGAGAAGCUGAAGGAGGAGGUGAACGACAUGGAGAACGACCUCACCAGGAGGCGGAACGAGAGGUCCAACUCCGCCUCGCAAACACCCUCCAACGAGGAGAUGAAACAGUUGAGGUGUAAAAACCGGAUCCUGCAGAUUGACAUCGACUGCCUCACCAAAGAGAUCGAUCUCCUGCAAACACGAGGACCACACUUUAACCCCAGUGCCAUCGACAACUUCUAUGACAACAUCGGGUUCCUGGGUCUCGUCCCGCCCAAACCCAAAGGUCCCGCGGCGGUCGAGGGAGGCGUCCGUGGUCCAAAGUCGUCCUCAGAGCAUCAGCAGCAGGAGCAGCAACAGCAGCAGCAUCAGCACCAGCAGGAGCAGCAGGAGGAGGAGGAGGAGGAGGAGGAGGAGGGCAGCCACUGGAGCUGCACGGAGUGCACCUUCUUCAACCACCCUUUGCUGAACCGCUGUGAGGAGUGUGACUUCCGCAGACACUUCUAGCCCCGCCCCCCGCCCAAUCAGAGAGCCAGUAGACCACCCACAGGAGUGUGUGUGUGUGUGUGUGUCUGUGUGUGUGUGUGUGUGUGUCUGUCUGUCGUGUGUGUGUGUGUGUGUUUGUGUGUGUGUGUCAGUCGUACCUCGCCCCCCCCCCCCUCCUGUUCGCUGGGACACAGGUGCACCAUGGGAUACUCCUACUGCUCCCCUUCAGUAUUAUGAACUUCACACGGCACCCCGCUGUGUACCCUCUUGGGUCCGGUCUACUCUAGACCUGAUCCCGGUCCGGUCUAGGUGGGGUCUAGACCCGGUCCCGGUCCGGUCCCGGUCCGGUCUGCUCCGUCCGGUCCUCUGGGGGGGGCGCCGGCUCGGCCUACCCCUCGCCGGGCCGCCGCCUUCGCCGCUCACUUCCUGGUUACAGGGUUCUACAUGGUAACGCUCACUUCCUGGUUACGCUCACUUCCUGGUUACGGUGGUGUCCAUGGUUACGGGGGUCUCCAUGGUUACUGCAUGCUUUGUGUACAGUACUGUCCGGAGAGGAGAGGCCCCUCCACCUCCUUCCUGUAAGUAUAGCGUUAUAGACUUCCUCUUCCUGUCUCUUACUCUGACCGCCUCUCUAACGGACGGAACCCUCGUCGUCACGAAGCCACGCCCCCCUGGGCCCGCCCCCGGGUCCAGGGGUGUGGCCUCGGUCUUGUUUACCGAACAUCAAGCCAGCCCCCCCUCGCUCACCUCAGUUGACCUCAGUUGACCUCGGUGCGUUGUUGUGACAACUGGAAUAAAGGUUUGAAUCAAUAAAGGUUUGAGUCGCGACGGGACGACAUCGCCACACGGAAUCACUCUGACUUUGGGGGGGAGACGCCCGAUUGGCUGACCCCAUCGGGCGCCAUCGGCCUCCUCCGGACUUUACAAAACCGCCUUAGACCGUCUGAAUCGGUUUUUCAAAAUAAAAGCGUGGACGUUCGAAUAUUUGAAGUGUUCCUGCGGUCCGGGCGUCGACGUCACCUGACGCUACGGACGCGCCGGGGCCGCCAUCUUUAUCAGGUCGCUUCCUCCUUCCUGUCUGCUUUCUUGGUGACGAUUUCAAACGUUUUCUUAUUGCCAAUCAGUUCCAGAAACUGUGUCAUGAUUAUUUUUGUGAAGUUUUCCCACAUUUUGUGAAAAAAAAAAAAGCCGUGCAUUAGUGCCUGGGUCUUCGCUCUCACCAAUCAGUGCCUUAAAACAAAACCAACUGAAAUCGUACAAAGUGGGACUCCUGUUUCUAAGCAGGAGUUUCUUUUAUUACGUGGAAAAACAAAUUAUUUGGAUAUCUAAAGUGUUUUUUUUUGAUUUUAGCUGGGAAAACUGUCUUUGUAACAGAUAAGUUAUUUGUAAAAAUAAUUAAAAAAAUCUAUUCUGGAAAAGUCUUCAA
Molecule: messenger RNA, 4137 nt
Organism: Gadus morhua (Atlantic cod)
Lineage: Eukaryota; Metazoa; Chordata; Actinopteri; Gadiformes; Gadidae
Gene: tab2
Product: TGF-beta activated kinase 1 (MAP3K7) binding protein 2
Exons: 7
Coding region: 417-2732 (771 amino acids)
Biological process (GO): positive regulation of protein kinase activity; positive regulation of canonical NF-kappaB signal transduction
Molecular function (GO): K63-linked polyubiquitin modification-dependent protein binding; ubiquitin binding
Source: RefSeq, a predicted model, not a curated record